Messenger RNA from Kluyveromyces marxianus DMKU3-1042, 1584 nucleotides. RefSeq names its product dolichol kinase (gene SEC59). The record is from RefSeq and is a predicted model, not a curated record. Bases 1 to 1584 code for a protein of 527 amino acids. Gene Ontology annotation, molecular function: dolichol kinase activity. NCBI's taxonomy places the organism in Eukaryota, Fungi, Ascomycota, Saccharomycetes, Saccharomycetales, Saccharomycetaceae. Gene Ontology annotation, biological process: dolichyl monophosphate biosynthetic process. The transcript has a single exon. Gene Ontology annotation, cellular component: endoplasmic reticulum membrane.
AUGCCGACUUCUACCCUAUCUAAAGGUGUUCCCACGGACGCUGCGAAUGACAGUUCAGAAUUACCAGAACAAUUCAGACCUAAGGUCAGAGUUGUAAACAAUAAGUCACGUGAUGCAGAAAUAUCAAAGCCAACUCCAAUGCCAGCACCUUUUAAGGUUGCGCUAGCUCUAUUUGAUGGGUUUAUGGAGCCUGAUAAGUUUGUUCAAUUGGUUGUGCUAGGUCUUAGCUCACAUCUUAUAUAUCUAAAAUAUGGAUCUGAGCAAUCUUCUAUCGAACAAGGUCCUAUGAUGCUAUCGGUGGUAGCAGCGUAUUUUGUGAACGUAUUUUUGACAGCCAGUUCUUCUGGCAUCGGUGAGGAAGCCCUUCCUCCUUUCAAUACCAUUUACUUAUUUUAUUUGCAGGCUGCCCUAUCAAUAUUAUUUGCCCCGGAAUACAUUCUAUUGAACACGGUGUUGGCAUUUUCUAUUAGUGAUUUAACAUUAAUACUAAAGAUCCCAUUACAGAUGGUAUUUUUGUUGUUGACGAACAAUGAGUCAUCUUUUGUCGAAAUCAGCGCCAAAGCUUUAGUGCUCAACUACUUUUUCAUUUAUGGCUUGUACCGGGCUUCCGAAUUGAAAUCUCUUGAUAAAAUGGAAUGCCACAUGUUCGCUAUUUUAUGCACCAAUAUUGUUCUUUUGUUUAAGUCCGAUUCUAUUCAUUUCCAAGUAAUGCGGGUUUGCUUCACAAGCUUUGUGAUAAUAGUCGUGAUUACCACUGCGUUAAGAUUGGUUCUUAAAAACUUGUCGUUGCAUCAAUCAGCUCGUACGAUUAUUCUACUUCCAAUUAUCAUAAUUGGUUUCCCAUAUUUCAUUCAGAAGAACUUAGCCAUUGAUGGCAUUGCACCAUUCACAUGGUUGCUUGAUUACAUUGGAUCUUCUGAGACAAGAAUGAGCAUUAUGAAAACAUGGUUAGGAUCAGCGCUUUUGUUGUUCCCUAGCGUUUUCACUUUAAAAUCCAAUUGGUCCUUAAAUACUUCAAGAAAAGUUUGGCAUUUUGCCGUACUACCCCUUUUAAUCCCAGCUAUCGUACUAGAUACCAAUUUCGUAAAAAUUGCCUUAGCUGGUACUGUCAAUCUUUUCUUGAUUGUGGAAUACAUUAGGUUCUUACACAUUUUCCCAAUUGGUGAUUAUUUGGAUAAACAUUUAAGAUCAUUCGCUGAUUUCAGAGAUGAGAAAGGUCCUAUCAUCAUAUCAUAUCUUUAUUUCAUUAUUGGCAUUUCUCUGCCCUUUUUGCUAAACGGAUCAGUCAUUGGAAUCGUCUCCUUGGGUGUUGGUGAUUCACUAGCAUCUAUUGUGGGUAAAAAAUUCGGGAAGCGUUACUGGCCAAAUAUGUCUAAAACCCUUGAAGGCACCACGGCAUUCAUAUUAUCUACUGUUGCCACAACUCUAUCCUUGAAGAUGUAUCUGAACUUUUUUCCUGAUAUUUCAUCCCCAAAUUUGGUUAUUGUGUGUUUCCUAGCAGGUAUCUUGGAAGGCAAUAGCACGUUGAAUGAUAAUUUAUUGGUACCAACUUUUAUGCUCAUUGCAUUAGAAGCAUUGAAAUAG